AUGCUCAGACCUGCCUUCAGAAUCAACACUCGCUUAGUGUCUCGCGCUUUCCAGCCACUCAGACAGUCCGUGAGACCUUAUGCUCUCUCAACCAACGAAAUCAACCUCAUUUCUAAACAUGUCGACGAAAUCGAUCCAGAAAUGAACGAGAUCCUCAAGAAUGAAAAGCAAAGACAAAAGGAUUCCAUUACCUUGAUCCCAUCCGAAAAUUUCACCUCUCAAGCCGUUAUGGAUCUCUUGGGUUCUCCAAUGCAAAACAAAUAUUCCGAAGGUUAUCCAGGUGAGCGUUACUAUGGUGGUAAUCAGUGGAUCGAUGCUGCUGAAUCACUUUGUCAAAAGAGAGCUUUGGAAGCCUUUAACCUUGACCCAGCUUUAUGGGGUGCCAAUGUCCAAUCACUUUCUGGUUCUCCAGCUAACCUCCAAGCUUAUUCUGCCGUCCUCAAUGUCGGUGACAGAUUGAUGGGUCUUGAUCUUCCACACGGUGGUCACUUGUCCCACGGGUACCAAACCAACACCACCAAGAUCUCUUAUGUUUCUAAAUACUUCCAAACCAUGCCAUACCGUUUGGAUGAAAAGACCGGGGUCAUUGAUUACGACCAACUCGAAAAGUCCGCCGAACUUUUCCGCCCAAAGAUCAUUGUUGCCGGGGCUUCUGCUUACUCUAGAGUCAUUGAUUACGAACGUAUUAGAAAGAUUGCCGAUAAGGUCAACGCCUACGUGCUUUCUGAUAUGGCCCACAUUUCCGGGCUUAUUUCUGCCGGAGUCACUGCUUCUCCAUUCCCAUACUCUGAUAUCGUCACCACCACUACCCAUAAAUCUUUGCGUGGUCCAAGAGGUGCUAUCAUCUUUUUUAGAAAAGGGCUUAGAAAGGUCACCAAGAAGGGUAAGGAAAUUCACUACGACUUGGAAAAAAAGAUCAACUUCUCAGUUUUCCCAGCUCACCAAGGGGGUCCACACAACCAUACCAUCUCUGCUCUUGCUGUGGCUCUUAAACAAACUCAAGCUCCAGAAUUCAAAGACUACCAAAAGAAGGUUGUUGCUAACGCCAGCGCUUUCGCCGAUGCUUUACUUUCCAAGAACUUGAACCUCGUUUCUGGGGGUACCGACAACCACUUGAUCUUGAUUGAUUUGCGUAGUCGUAACAUUGACGGUGCCAGAGUCGAAGCCGUUUUGGAACGUAUCAACAUUGCCGCCAACAAAAAUACCGUUCCUGGUGACAAAUCUGCGUUGUUCCCAUCCGGUUUGAGAGUUGGUACUCCAGCCAUGACCACCAGAGGGUUCGAAACCGGGGAAUUCGAAAAGGUUGCCGACUACAUUGACCAAGCUGUCAAGAUUGCUAUCGACCUCAAGGCCGAAGUUCAAGGUGACUCUCCAAAACUGUUGUUGGCUAACUUCAAGACGGCUGCCGAUGAAAGUGCCAAGGUCAAACAAUUGGCUGAAGAUGUCAAGCAAUGGGCUAACCAAUACCCAUUGCCAGGUGAAUUUUAA
Messenger RNA from Saccharomycopsis crataegensis, 1488 nucleotides. It is a transcript of the gene SHM1, whose product is annotated as glycine hydroxymethyltransferase SHM1. Bases 1 to 1488 code for a protein of 495 amino acids. The record is from RefSeq and is a predicted model, not a curated record. Gene Ontology annotation, molecular function: cobalt ion binding; pyridoxal phosphate binding; glycine hydroxymethyltransferase activity. Lineage: Eukaryota; Fungi; Ascomycota; Saccharomycetes; Ascoideales; Saccharomycopsidaceae. Gene Ontology annotation, biological process: folic acid metabolic process; tetrahydrofolate interconversion; L-serine catabolic process. Gene Ontology annotation, cellular component: cytoplasm. The transcript is spliced from 2 exons.